Messenger RNA from Tachyglossus aculeatus (Australian echidna), 2020 nucleotides. RefSeq names its product flap structure-specific endonuclease 1 (gene FEN1). NCBI's taxonomy places the organism in Eukaryota, Metazoa, Chordata, Mammalia, Monotremata, Tachyglossidae. The transcript is spliced from 2 exons. Gene Ontology annotation, molecular function: DNA binding; 5'-flap endonuclease activity; RNA-DNA hybrid ribonuclease activity. The record is from RefSeq and is a predicted model, not a curated record. Gene Ontology annotation, cellular component: nucleus. The coding region runs from base 79 to 1227 and encodes 382 amino acids.
GGGAGCUGAGGCGAGGGCUUCGACCACCACCAUCACACUGUGCUGUGCGCUCCGGACGACCCACCCCUCCCCGCCGCUAUGGGAAUCCACGGCCUGGCCAAGCUGAUCGCCGACGUGGCCCCGGGGGCCAUCCGGGAGAACGACAUCAAGAGCUACUUCGGGCGCAAGGUGGCCAUCGACGCGUCCAUGAGCAUCUACCAGUUCCUGAUCGCCGUGCGGCAGGGCGGGGACGUGCUGCAGAACGAGGAGGGGGAGACCACCAGCCACCUGAUGGGCAUGUUCUACCGCACCAUCCGCAUGGUGGAGAACGGCGUCAAGCCCGUGUACGUCUUCGACGGCAAGCCCCCGCAGCUCAAGUCGGGCGAGCUGGCCAGGCGGGGCGAGCGGCGCGCCGAGGCCGAGAAGCAGCUGCAGCGGGCCCAGGACGCCGGCGCCGAGGAGGACGUGGAGAAGUUCGCCAAGCGGCUGGUGAAGGUCACCAAGCAGCACAACGACGACUGCAAGCGGCUGCUCCGCCUCAUGGGCAUCCCCUACCUGGAGGCGCCCGGGGAGGCCGAGGCCAGCUGCGCCGCCUUGGUGAAGGCGGGCAAGGUCUACGCCGCGGCCACGGAGGACAUGGACUGCCUGACCUUCGGCAGCCCCGUGCUGAUGCGGCACCUGACGGCCAGCGAGGCCAAGAAGCUGCCCAUCCAGGAGUUCCACCUGAGCCGGGUUCUGCAGGAGCUGGGCCUGACCCAGGAGCAGUUCGUGGACCUGUGCAUCCUGCUGGGCAGCGACUACUGCGACAGCAUCCGGGGCAUCGGGCCCAAGCGGGCCGUGGACCUCAUCCGGCAGCACAAGAGCAUCGAGGAGAUCGUGCGCCGGCUGGACCCCAACAAGUAUCCCGUCCCCGACCACUGGCUGCACAAGGAGGCCCGGCGGCUGUUCCUGGAGCCCGAGGUGGUGGACCCGGAGACCGUGGAGCUGAAGUGGAGCGAGCCGGACGAGGACGGCCUGGUGCUCUUCAUGUGCGGGGAGAAGCAGUUCAACGAGGACCGCGUCCGCGGCGGCGUCCGGCGGCUGAGCAGGAGCCGGCGGGGCAGCACCCAGGGCCGCCUGGACGAUUUCUUCAAGGUGACGGGCUGCCUCACCUCGGCCAAGCGCAAGGAGCCGGAACCCAAGGGAUCCACCAAGAAGAAGCCCAAGACGGCCCCGGCUCCCGGGGGGAAGUUCCGGAAGGGGAAAUAAAGCCCUCGGAGCUCCAGAACUUGAGCCCUCCUCCCUCUCCCCCCCACGCAGCGCUAGGUGGUCCGGCCUCCCGUCAAGUUGUAGGAGAUCCCGGCCCCCAGGUCGGGUCAGGACGUCCCCCGGGCUGGCGGAGAAGGGAAGGCCCCGUUUAGGCCGCCGCUGUGGUUUAAGCUGAUCCAGGAUUUGGGGCGGGAGGGUCGCAAGUCUGUCUUUGGGAAAAGGGGAGGGAGCGCGAAUGGGAGGAGGGAGGGAGGGAGGGAGGGACUGAAUCCGCUGACCCGGGGCCACGAGGCCCAACUGGAACUCGUCCCCUUGACUUAGCGGACUCUCGGACGGCUCCGUAGUCCGAGGCACGCGGAUCGGCUUGUGGCUUGGAAAGCGCCGUAGGUGGCUUUUAGGCAUCCUCCCUUUCCAAGUGGGUGAUAGUGGUUGCCCAGUGGAAGGAGAGAGCUGAGAGAACGGGGGUGGGCUUGAUUAGUUUGGGCGGGAUUGAAUUCCCCAAGUCACUCUCGCGAUUGAUGGUCCGGGACAAGUUAAGGAUCGGAAUCCGGUCCGCUUCGUCCGGGGCUCCGCCGUUCAGGCGACGGAACCGUGAGGAAGCACGUUUCCCCCCAACGAGGUUGAAACGAGACACGGUCCGACCUUUUCCCCCGGCUUAGUUUUAACUGCUGUGUGUGGGUACGGGAAGCUACGGUCUCCCAGGCCUGUGCUAAGGAAAGGAUGCUUUUUAUUCCCCCCACCCCGCGUGUGGUGUGCUUCUUUGGAAAACCAAUAAAAUUUCAGAUUACCCAAA